AGAAAUUGUCCCGGGAUAUAAGGCGCUGGUGGACCAAGAAUAUCCUGCGCAGGACUGUGAACCUUGAUCUGUCUCAUGUCGCUAUGGUUAAAUCGAUCGUCGCGAUGAUAUUUAUCUCUGGUGGUCGCUACUUCGUGCGUAGACCGGAAGAAAAGCAACUCGAAGCUGAAAGAAAAAACACAAUUGCCGUUUAUCAAUUUUCCGAGACGAGGAAAAAACAAAACGAUUCAAGAUCCAGGAUACUUCGUCGACACGUUGCAAUGACGUUGGCGUUGUCGAGGAUAGAUUACACGACGGUUGGUGUUACCUCACGUGGCACAACCGUUAUAUUUCCGCCUAACGAAGCGACGAAACAGCCGCAAAAAUUCGCCGUCGCGGAUCACGACGGCAUACUUCAUAUCUACGGCGUGAAAAAAGGAGAGCUACAGUUGUCAUUCAAAUCCCUGCCCGGUCCGAAGAUUCACAAGAUGGUCCUGGGCGGAUCGUUAGAUAUGACGAGGGACAAGAUUUUUCUGGCGUACGGUAACUCGGUGAAGGGAUUCACGAAAAAGGGCAAAUUGUUUUUAGAGUUCGAUACCAGUCUAAUAGAUCCAAUUUCCGCUCUAUACGUUCUCGGUCCCGAUCUCGCAGCUUGCGCGCGUGAUCUUUAUCACAGGUAUCGGGAUUGCAAAGACGCCGAUUCUUAUCUGGCCGGAGAAACGUUGCACGAUGUCGUGCUCUUGUCGGGAGACUACAACGUGGUGUAUGCCAUCCUCGCUUGCGCAGAUUGCGCGGUACGCGUUCUGCACGGCACAACAAGUCCGACGGUUCUGAGAUUACCAAGCGCUCCCACGGUGCUUUCGGUGUAUAGAGAGGGAGAAUUAUACUCCAGGGAUCGCGUCUUAGUCGGUACUGCGGAUGGUAGAAUCGGACUUUUGAUUCUCCAGAGUAAUAAAACUCUCCGAAUCACCUGGUUGCUAACUUCGACGGGUUCGGGAAUCACGUCGCUGGAUACUUAUCAGUUGCAAGAUGGUAUAGAUAUUCUCGUAGGUCGUCAGGACGGUAUCGUUGAAGUGUACACGUUUCCCGAUGAGGAUAUGACAUCCACCCUGCGCUAUCAUUACAACGCCGGCGAAAGUAUCAGUACAGUUGUGGGUGGAAUUAUUGGGAUUGCCAAUUAUCCCGAGGUACUUGUUACGACUUAUUCCGGCCGAGUGUUCGGAUUGACUACGAGUCCACCUGGUUUGUUGGAAGCGGGUCAGAGCGACGUUGGCAUGGCCCGACUGAAACAAGAGAUACAGCAACUCCAGGAGAGGCUCAACGAGGAAAAGGAGUCGUCCGGUUUUAUGCCGGACCCUCUAGCACCCUUGAUCCUAGCAGUAAAUUACAAGAUGAUGCUGAACAAAGAGGACGCUUCGUAUUCUUUAUACGUGGAGCUGGACGCGUCGAUCGACAAUGUUCUGAUACAAUCAGAUACGCCUGUCGAUCUUUUAGAAACGGAGAAUAAUAGCGCGGUGGUCAGUCUGUCCGCCUGCGAUCCCAGAGAGGGCAAUUUUGUUCUUGCCACUUACAGAUGCCAAAUUAACACGAAUCGUCUGGAAAUGCGAUUCAGAUCCAUCGAAGGUCAGCCGGGUACUUUGCAAAUUUACGUAACAUCUCAGGUGCAGCCAAAACGAUGUCGCAAAAUUUCCGCGCCUAUUUACGCAUUGUCGCUGCACGUCCGGCAGUACGAAGAAAACGACGCCACGCAGCUUAGCGGUCCGUUUAAUGAAUUAAAAUUAAAUGGCAAUUUCACGAUCGCUGAGAUGCACGCGUGGCUUUCAAUGGCAUUGCCAGACGUGCCCGAAAGGCCUCACAUUCACGAGAACGAAGCUGUUUUAACAUACGUCUCAUCUUUCAUCGGAACAGUUCUCAGAUGCAAAUACAAGAAAGGAAGCGCGCUUUUUCUCGGCGAGAACAUAUCCAGCAUCAUAAUUCUCAGAGACAUAUUGACCAAAGAGGCGACAAAGCGAAAGAUCAAACUGGACGUAUUUUGCGAAGUAGCAGAAGGAAGUAUAUCCAGAGUUCUUGAGCUGAUUCUCCCGCGACUGAACGCAACUCACGAAUUAAUCGAGAAAAUAAACAUUCUGGACGCUCUCGAUGAGUGGGAACUCAAAUCGAAUCCCCGGGAGAAUUUGUGUUCCGAAUAUCAGGAUUUGUUGCAAAAGGAGACAGAGAUAAGAUCGCUUCUUGCGAAAGAUGCCGAGAUUCUGAACAGAUUGCACGCGAUUAUCACGGAUCUGUAUGUGGAUUGGGAAAGAGCUAAACGAUCUCGAAGAAUCAGCGGCAAGGAGGCUGCGGCAAAACUCAAGGACGCUCUCGAAUCCAGAGACCAAGCUAUGCUCUUGCAAGUUUUCAUCGGCAAAACGGACACGACUGUGUCGACCAGUUUUCUACCUGCGGCGAUUUAGAAGAAUAACACGCGCGGAGAGUGAAAAAGAAACGUCGACCAAUAUUUAUUUCUGUGUUUAUAAACUAUAUUUUUGUUUUCAAGUAAAAAAUAGAUUUUUUUUUUUUUAACGACGUACACAAUGUAUAACUCGCUAAAUUGCCUAGACUUGUAAAUGUACAAUAAUGGUUUAGCAUUUAUCUAUAUAAUACGUGUAUAUGUAUUUUUAUAUAGACAUAAAUGACAUGUUUUUUUUUUUUUUUUUUACAAAUCUUGCUCUCCCUCAUUCGGCAAACUUGAUUGACUGUUGUAUCCAAUCUUGAAUAUAUUAUAAAUAAUUUAUUUCCUUCUCGAAGAUAAAAGUAAAAAGAUAAUAUCUUAUAU
This is a messenger RNA of Pseudomyrmex gracilis, 2791 nucleotides long. Its product is annotated as Bardet-Biedl syndrome 7 protein homolog. Gene Ontology annotation, cellular component: neuron projection; membrane; BBSome. The transcript has 14 exons. The record is from RefSeq and is a predicted model, not a curated record. NCBI's taxonomy places the organism in Eukaryota, Metazoa, Arthropoda, Insecta, Hymenoptera, Formicidae. The coding region runs from base 84 to 2429 and encodes 781 amino acids. Gene Ontology annotation, biological process: intracellular protein localization; intracellular transport; cilium assembly. Gene Ontology annotation, molecular function: protein binding.